UCAGUUCUGCCAGAAGUGGACCAAAUCAUUGUUUUAAAGGACGGAUCCAUCUCUGAAUUCGGCACUUUCGAGGAAUUGGUGGCAAAUAAAGGAGAGUUCGCUGAAUUCGUGGCCGAAUAUAUCGUGAAUCAGACGGACGAAGACAUUCACGAAGACGAGAUGGAAAUCAUGGAACAGAUCGCUGAGAAAGUAAAGCCAAUUCUGGAGCGACACCUCUCGUACACGGAAUCGUUGACUGUAUCGACGAUUAGCGAUCAGUCGCGGCAAAAGUCGUCAAUAUAUCGGUCGAUAAGUAGACUGAGUAAUAGAGACCGGAUGUCCGACAGACCCGACACUAUUGCCGAAGAGAAGCAGAAACCAAAACGAAUCGGUAAACUCAUUGAAUCGGAAUCGUCUGAAACGGGAUCCGUUAAGAUGGAUGUCUACAAGAAAUACAUGCAAACCAUUGGAAUGGUAUUAUGCGGUGGUAUUGUCUUCUCGUUCAUCGCCUCCAACGCGGCUCAAGUGGUGUCCGGUCUUUGGCUGAGCGAGUGGUCAAACGACGCGCUCGACCCCAAGAAGUUGGCCGACACAGGGCUUCGGGACUUACGGCUCGGCGUUUACGGCACGUUCGGCGUGAUUGAGGCCGUCUUCUCGUUGGGCGCUUCCAUUAGCCUAAACCUCGCCUGCAUUCGGGCCGCGAAGGUAUUGCACAACAAUAUGUUGAAGCGUAUAAUCAGAGCGCCCAUGAGUUUUUUCGACACGACACCAAUCGGUCGAAUAUUGAACCGAUUCUCCAAAGACAUCGACACCGCAGACAUGUCUCUGCUGUUUAACCUGCGAAUGAUGAUAAUGCAGUUCUUCAGGACUAUAGUGGCGUUUGCGAUGAUUAGUUUGGAGACACCCAUCAUAUUGGCC
Messenger RNA from Medioppia subpectinata, 897 nucleotides. Lineage: Eukaryota; Metazoa; Arthropoda; Arachnida; Sarcoptiformes; Oppiidae. The record is from the annotation of a GenBank genome assembly.